GCGGGAGUGUGUUUGUGUUGUCACCUGACUGGCAGCGUCUGCGGCAGCCGUCACAACAGCCGUCACAACAGCCCGACGGCUCGGCGGCAGCUCCGUCGCUCUGCUCGUUGGACCGGGCUGGGUUAUGGUUCCCGGCGAGGCCAGAGGCGUACACGCAGGUUUCUACACCCGGGACCCAUGGCGGCCGAAAUCCAGCCGCAGCCGCAGGCUCGUAAGCCGUGUCUGCUGAGCGCGAUCGAGGCUUUCCAAGAUGUGGUGAGCUCGGCGGUGAUCAUCCCCAAAGAGGACGGCGUGAUCAGCGUGUCUGAAGACAGGACGAUCCGGGUAUGGCUGAAGAGAGACAGCGGUCAGUACUGGCCCAGUGUCUACCACACAAUGUCCUCGUCAUGCUCGUGUAUGUCCUUUAACCCAGAGACCCGGAGGCUGUCGGUGGGGAUGGAUACUGGAACUAUCUGUGAGUUCGUCCUGUCAGAAGAUUACAAUAAGAUGAGCCCAGCGCGCACCUACCAGGCCCACCAGGGCCGGGUGACAGUGGUGCUGUUUGUGUUGGAGAUGGAGUGGCUCCUCAGCACCGGCCAGGACAAAAACUUCACGUGGCACUGCUCCGAGAGCGGCCAGGUGCUGGGGACGUACCGCACCGCCGCCUGGGUUUCUGGACUACAAUUCGAUGUGGAGACCAGACACGCCUUCGUCGGGGACCAGUCUGGUCAGGUGACCAUCCUGAAGCUGGAGCCGGACAGCUGCAGCCUGGUGACCACAUUCAAAGGACACACAGGUAAUGUGACUGCACUGUGUUGGGACCCGGCCCAGAGGGUUCUGUUCUCCGGCAGCUCAGACCACUCCAUCAUCAUGUGGGACAUCGGAGGGCGGAAAGGCACGGCCAUCGAGCUGCAAGGACACAAUGACAAGGUCCAAGGCUUGUGCUACGCCUCACACACCCGUCAGCUCAUCUCCGGCAGCUCGGAUGGAGGCAUCGUCAUCUGGAACAUGGACGUAACGCGACAAGAGACACCAGAGUGGCUGGACAGCGACUCCUGUCAGAAGUGUGAGCAGCCUUUCUUCUGGAACUUUAAACAGAUGUGGGACAGUAAGAAGAUCGGCUUACGACAGCACCACUGUAGAAAGUGUGGCCAGGCCGUGUGCGGCAAAUGUUCCUCCAAACGCUCCACCAUCCCACUCAUGGGCUUCGAGUUUGAGGUGCGGGUGUGCGACAGCUGCCACGAGUCCAUCACCGAUGAGGACCGAGCACCCACGGCCACCUUUCACGACAGCAAGCACAGCAUUGUUUACAUGCACUACGAGCCCACUACUGGGAACCUGCUCACCUCGGGCACCGACAAAGUUGUCAAGCUAUGGGACAUGACUCCGGUGGUGUCCUGAGGUUUGCUGACAGCCAGCAGUUGACAGGAACCUCUGUUUGUGCACCUUGGAAGAGAAUGAGAGGGAUACGUCCAACAACGCCGACGCGAUCUAGAUAAUAUUUAACAGUGAUUCGAAAACAAGCAGUGACUGGUGCACGUUCACGGUGAUGACACUGCAGGCCAGUGAAGCCUGGGAGGACACAGGGUGACAGACCCUGCGUUUGUGUGAGACCUCAACCGCUGUGUUUGUGUGUGUGUGUGUGUGUGUGUGUGUGUGUGUGUGUGUGUGUGUGUGUGCUGUAUGUGAGUGAGGGGAGCGGUGAAAUUUACCUUCAUAAGCAAUGAGCAGAUUCAUUUACUCGAUGUUCAUACAUUCCUCACCAAACAGUAGCUUCUAACCUGCUGGAGGUUUUUCGGUGUUUAAUCGUUCAGUUGUUCCACCUGGAGCAGCUCCAGCCUUCAGCACCUGAUGGAUGGAAAAGCAACGUAACAACAACAGAGUAACAGCAGCAGCUUAGACCUGUGAACGCAGACGUGAAAGAAAGCUGAACCUCACAUUUGCACCACCUGCAGGUAAACGGUUAGGUAUUGACUGCAGUGGGUUUUAUUUACUCAAACCUGCUGCUUGUCUUCAUUUAUGUGGCGUCCACUUUAGACACAGCACUGGAUGAAAGCUUUCUUUUUCAAGCUUGCUUUCAGUCAGAGGCUGCUGCUGUUACUCACCCCCUGCACGAGGCGCCGGAGGCCGUCCUGCAGAUGUUUCUAUCAUAAAAUCAAUCCCAUGUAGUCAUGAGAAAAUGUUCCAGUGGCUCAAGUGGGAAUGCGUGAAGGCCUCUAAGCUGCACGGUGUCACGUUUUUUUUUUUAGUCUUUUGAUGUAUGUGUGCCUGCUCGACUAAAUAGUCUCUCCCCUAAGUGUUACACAAAAGCCAAAACCUUUUAGCACCGGCCCGUUUACAAAAUCAUCCUGUGCUAGCGAUGUCAGUGAGAAAUCAUGCAUAACAAACAUAUCUGAACUCACACAGGACGCCUAAAUGGUUCAUAUCUGUAGCUUAGCAGAGACAUCUGCUUCGGUUUGAACUGGGAACUAUGUAGCAUCUCAAAGCUCCCACAGCAUCUGCACCUCUCGUCCAGCUUUCACCAGUGGCUUUCAGCGUGUCUGUUUUCUUCUCGCCACCGUUACGGUUUCACGUCACAUUACUGUAAACUGACUGUCUUUGUCCACGCACUGGAAUCAACAAGCAAAAUCUUCUACUGUGAAGACAAAUUGUGUUUCUGAUUAAGGGUUAAGUCUGACUUUCCCAAAGACGUUUAGUCUAUAAAGUUACGAUAAUGUUUAAGAGUUUAUCCUGUGACUGAAGAGUCAGAGGUUCAUUUACUGCACUUCACUUGUAAUUUGGCUCAUGAGACACAAGUUCAUGGAGACUGAAUCAGUUGGUUUCCAGUUAAGAGGUCGUCACACUGUUGAAACGAGAACAAAAUGGUGGAACAGUAUGGAAAUGCAAAACUGAAGAGAUCCCACUAUUGUGAUUCAAAAUGCUUAUCGGAUGAAAUUAUUCUGAGGCCAGUGGUGUAGUUUUCUGUUGUGACUGUAACCAGUGUAUAAAUUAUAUUAAAAGGCAGGGAUUUACCUGCUCCUCCACACUCAA
Messenger RNA from Betta splendens (Siamese fighting fish), 3009 nucleotides. It is a transcript of the gene wdfy2, whose product is annotated as WD repeat and FYVE domain containing 2. Bases 178 to 1380 code for a protein of 400 amino acids. NCBI's taxonomy places the organism in Eukaryota, Metazoa, Chordata, Actinopteri, Anabantiformes, Osphronemidae. The record is from RefSeq and is a predicted model, not a curated record. Gene Ontology annotation, molecular function: metal ion binding; protein binding. The transcript is spliced from 12 exons.